Messenger RNA from Fusarium venenatum, 1761 nucleotides. NCBI's taxonomy places the organism in Eukaryota, Fungi, Ascomycota, Sordariomycetes, Hypocreales, Nectriaceae. The record is from RefSeq and is a predicted model, not a curated record.
AUGCGAGCUGUUCUUUCACCAUAUUACUUGCUGCUGCUGGCAAUUAAAACAGUCUCUGCAAUUCCCCCGCCUACAAAUCUUCCAGUUGUAGACCUCGGCUAUGAACUUCAUCGUGCACUCACUCACGACAACAACACCGAUACUUACAAGUUCUCCAAUAUCCGCUAUGGGCAAGCUCCCACUGGUAAUCUGCGAUUCAGAGCCCCUGUUGCUCCGUUGACGAAUCGCGACAACAUACAGACAGGAGAAGAGAUAAGAAUCUGCCCUCAGGGACUUCCAAAAUGGCAGGCGAGUGCAUCGAAAGCAAUAGGUCUCUACUCAAGUGGCAAAGACUUCAGCCUCGACUCAUGGAUUGCCGACAUCAAGGACUACGUGCCCUCAGUGGGAAGACCACUUCCCCCAACUACGGAAGACUGUCUUUUCCUUGACGUGCAUGUCCCUCGUAAAGUUUUCAUGGCUGCGCAACAGGGCAAAAGCUGUGAUGCGGCUGUACUUGUCUGGGUAGGUGAUAGCAGUCUACUUGGCGCAGGGAACACAGCUAACUGCGAGCAGAUACACGGCGGCGGCUAUGCUCUGGGCUCAAAGAACGGGUGGCCAACUCCCGGGUUUGACCCUAGUGGUCUUCUGCAACACGCGAAAGACUUUGAGAAAAAUGGCAUCAUUUUCGUUGCGCUCAACUACCGACUUGGGGCUCUCGGCUUUCUCCCUGGCUCCGAUGUUGAGAAAGAUGGACAUCUAAACACUGGACUCCUCGAUCAGCGUCUUGCCCUCAAUUGGGUUCAAGAAAACAUCCAUUUGUUUGGCGGCUCGCGCGACAGAGUGACUCUCAUGGGUCAAUCAGCAGGCGGAGGUUCUGCUUUGCUCCAUAUGCUCGGUGAGAAAGAGGGCUACAAGGCUCCUUUUGCACAGAUUAUUGCUCAGUCGCCUGCUUUUAUUCCAACUCUCCAAGCACCGGAAACAGCUUACUCUGGUUUUUUACAAGCAUUGAAUGUUACAACCCUUGCAGAAGCUCGGGAAGUCAGCUCUGAAGCUAUCAUCUUGGCCAACGCUCAUCAGAUUGGGAACGCACCUGCGACUUCCUACAUCCACGGUCCUGUCCUAGACAACAACCUGAUCCCGGAUUAUCCCUACACCAUGUUUGAAAAAAGAGAGUUUGACAAGUCAGUCAAGGUCAUGACAUCUCAUACCUCCUUUGAAGGAGCGCUGUUCUUUGAUGUGGAGAACAUGGAAGAUGAUGAUUUUGUACCCUGGAUCCAAAAGUCGAUACCAGGGCUCACCAUGCUAGAGCAGGGAUAUCUAGCGAAUGAGCUGUACCCACCUAUUUUUGAUGGUAGCUUGGGCUAUACGAAUCAGGGCUCUCGACAGAUGGCUUUGUGGGGUGAGGCAGUCAUCGACUGCAACUUUGUGGGCAUCAGCAAGGUUAUGAAUGGUCGAGGUUAUGCUUAUCGAUUCAAUGUCACCCCUGGCUUGCAUACUCAGGACCUUAAGUAUACCUUCAACGACCCUCAGAGUCCUGCGUUUGAACCUGUUGCGCAAGAUAUCUUGCAAACUGUUCUCACGAGCUUUACUAUGAGCGGUUCUCCCAAGCUUCGAAAUAAAUAUACCAUGGAAUUUCCUCCAUGGGGAGGUCAAGGAGAUGUUAUUAGUAUAAAUGGACAAGGUGUUGAGAAGACAUUGAAUGUUGUUAACGAAACACGUUGUGCUUGGUGGCAUAAUCUUCACUCGAGAAAGGCCGCGCGGACUUCCGCUUUGCAGCUAUAG